AUGGACGAAAGUGCCCAAUUUUUCUACCUCAAAUUCCUCCCUCUCUAUGAGAUUGAAAAGCCAUACCACAACUUCACCGAUGGCGCAAGCAAUAUAACAACCGAAAAGCGACCACUGCAACCGGUUUUAGAUAUCCGUGGCAGAGAGCGGGAAUUCACACUCGCUAUCCAUGGAUUCGAAUACCGAACACGAGCUCUACCGGUCGUCAACUGGAAAGAUGAAGAGGAAAUCAAGAAAACAUAUGUUGAUGACCUGAAAGUGUUCGUGCAUGAGUUGGUCCCUGAGACUGUGCAGAGGUGUGAGAUGUUCGAUUUCAGGCGACAGCUACGGAGCGUCGAGGCAAUUCAAAGCAAGAUCCCUAUUCACCCCGGCUUGUGCGGAACUUACAAGCUGUCGCCCGCGCUGUUAGUUCACAUUGGUGAGUCCCUCCUUAUGUCGGGCAAAUGGGGGGGGGGGGGAUGGGAUUACAUGCAUGUGGCAGAUCAAACACCUGAGGGAGUUCUGGAAUGGCUGAAACGGGAACUCGGUCGAGAGGAGACGGCCGAAAUAGUGAAAAAGUACCGGGUGCGUGUGAUAAACAUUUGGCGUCCACUCGUCGACGUUGUGGAAGAUAACCCCUUGGCCAUGUGCGAUGCGCGAACGGUCAAAGCCUCGGACCUUGUCAGCUCAGUUCAUGUCAGUAGCGAUUACACCCGCAGGAAUUAUAUCGUGAAGUAUAGCCCGGACUUCAAGUUCUACUAUCUCUCCAAAAUGAUGAAGGAAGAGGUAUGUGCGUUCAUGGUGUUUGAUUCCUGCGGGGUCGGGGAAGAGCGGAUAAGGACUCCCCCACACUCGGCUUUUUGGCACAGUGAGAAGUGGAGGUCGGAUAAAUAUCCAAGAGAAAGUAUUGAAGUGCGUAUGCUCGUGCUAUCAGCGCUUUAACUGAGGCAGUAGAAAUUGUGGAUACACUAUUGCUCAAUUUCUCUACUGGUGAAGGAUGUGUGAAUGACCAUGGCCGUAUCUCGGUUGAUACACUCUAAAAGUUUAUAUCAAUAUACAA
Tuber melanosporum (Perigord truffle) is the source of this 1039-nucleotide messenger RNA. RefSeq lists its product as uncharacterized. The record is from RefSeq and is a predicted model, not a curated record. Gene Ontology annotation, molecular function: oxidoreductase activity. The transcript is spliced from 4 exons. Lineage: Eukaryota; Fungi; Ascomycota; Pezizomycetes; Pezizales; Tuberaceae. The coding region runs from base 1 to 921 and encodes 306 amino acids.